AUGUUCAAAUUACCUACUCGUUGGCUUUCUGUCGGAAGACCGUUACUAUCUCAAGCAAUCUCCUCAAAGAGUACCAGUCUUGGUCCAAAGCUCGCUGCCAAACAAUUUAUAGAGCCUGGAACCCCUCAAAAGAAGGAAAAGAAAUUGAGAAGGAGAGAGAAAAGAUUGAAGAAGCAAAUCAUACGAGAUGUCAACACUUUAAAGCAAUAUGAUGCCAAAAAUGUACCCUUUCAGGUAGACCCUGUUUUGGGUGAUCCUAAAUGCCAGUUUUUCACUCGAAUUAUGCAAAAAGUUGAAGACCAAGACUCGAAUUUGGCGUACAAUGUUGAUAGGGCAGAAAUGGAAAAGCUUUUGUACGCAGCCGAAAAGUUGUCUCUCGAAAAUGUAUCGAAUAACGAGGAAAUACGCCGAGAGAUACAACAGGUUGAAGAAAACAAGAGGAAAUCAGUGUUGACAAUUUUGAACUUGAGAAAUACCAAUAAUAACGAUAAAAAGAAGUUGGCAAUUAAGUACGCACGUGAAGAAUUACAGCGGGAACCGGGCGACACCGCAUCGCCAGAAGUUCAAGCCGCAAUAAUGACAGUUAAGAUUCAUUUCGGAAUGAGGCACGUCAAGGAGAAUAAAAACGACCAUGCCACUACAACAGCAGUUCGUGAAUUGGUCCAAUACAGACAAAAAAUCUUGCGGUAUUUGAAAAGACAAGAUCCCAAAAAGUACUACUAUGCGAUUGCCAAGUUGGGUUUGACUGAUGAUGUUAUUACUGCCGAGUUCAACAUGGGACGAAAAUAUUUGCAAGAGUACAAGGUAUGGGGUGACAAGAUUUUGAUUAAGGAAACACAAAGCACGAAGAGAAGGAAUUUGAAAAUCAAGAACCUUAGAGAUAGAGUUAGUGAAUAUCACGAUUUGGCAAAGAAAAACUACGAAAUCAUGCAAAAGGAAAAUCUCCUCUAA
Messenger RNA from Lodderomyces parapsilosis, 951 nucleotides. Its product is annotated as mitochondrial 37S ribosomal protein uS15m. NCBI's taxonomy places the organism in Eukaryota, Fungi, Ascomycota, Pichiomycetes, Serinales, Debaryomycetaceae. Gene Ontology annotation, biological process: translation. The coding region runs from base 1 to 951 and encodes 316 amino acids. Gene Ontology annotation, molecular function: structural constituent of ribosome. The record is from RefSeq and is a predicted model, not a curated record. The transcript has a single exon. Gene Ontology annotation, cellular component: ribosome.